Molecule: messenger RNA, 1966 nt
Organism: Microbotryum saponariae
Lineage: Eukaryota; Fungi; Basidiomycota; Microbotryomycetes; Microbotryales; Microbotryaceae
Source: the annotation of a GenBank genome assembly
AUGUCCUUGGCGACGCUCUCAUCCUCGUCGUCAUCCUCCGCGACCGCGAUCGGAGCCAGCGGACCGGCCAUCUCGCCGAGUCGUCAUGCCAGCUCCCUACUCUCCUCCUCCGUACCGAAUACCGAGGAACCCACCCCGACGGACUUGCUGCUGGCGACACCACCGGCAGUGCUCAAGUUCCUGACCCUGGCUGCCCCGGUCAUCCACGGUCUGACCUUCAUCUCGCACCUCAUCAACUGGGAGGGCCAUUUCUUUUCCUCACUCCUGCUCCUUCUCGCGUGGUGGGCUAUUUGCCUGUUCGGCGAAUUCAUCCUGCGAUACGGUGCACCUGCGCUCGUGCUCGCCUACAUCCUCUUCACCUACCUCGGCUCCUUCUCGUCGCGACCGGUGCCCGGCACGGCGCCGAAUAAGGUCGCCUUGACGCGGUCCCGACAUCGACAAGCACCUUUGACACCAGCGGCGUUCCACUCGCUGCUGCAUUCAUCACAAAUCCUUGCCAAUGACGUACAAUCCCUCCGCGCCGAACUAAUUCACCCGCUCUCGGUCCGAUUGAGCUUCGUGCCCACCCACCCCGGUCGAGCCGCCCCGGCUUACCACACGGCGUGGAUCGUCUUGACGUCUUACCCCUUCUACCUCGCCCUGACGUACUUUGUUCCUAUGCGGCUCAUCUUUCUCGCCCUCGGCAGUGUCGGCUUGUUGUGGAACGCGCCCUUCUUCCAAACGCUUCGAGUGACCUUGUGGAGCUCGGCGUUCGUGCGCUGGAUCGCGAGGAUCACGAUCGCUUCGAUCACGGGAGGGCGAGGAUUGAGUCAAGAGCUACGACGAGCACGAAAGGGAGUUGGGAUUCCGGGUCUAUUAGGGUCCAAAAAGCAAGCCAAGCAAGUUAUCGUCGUCCAGGAGAAGCCGGUCAAAGUGGGAGGAUCUGGAGUGCAGUCUGCUGUCGGUCUGACCAAGAAGGACGUCAAGGCGGGUGCAGGAGUGGUCGACCCCGCAGGUUCGGAAGAGGAUGUUCAGGUUCAGUUUACCAUCUUUGAGAACCAGCGGUGGUGGGUCGGGUUGGACUGGACGCAUGCGUUGUUGCCCGGUGAGAGGGCUAGUUGGUGAGUGUUUCCCGUCUCUUGUAAAGCCGGGUCAUCAGUAACUGAGUGAUUGCUUAACUUUGCCCUCCAUCAGGACGGACGUGGCGCUACACCCCGCUAUCCCUCCCGUUUCCUUCGUGCUUCCUCCCGGAUCGGUGACCUACACCUCUUCACCGACCCGAUCGGACCCAACCUCACGACUCAAGCGCACGACGGAAUGGAAGUGGUUGGACACCGAAUGGCGGGUGAUGCGCUCAUCUUCGGGCCAAGCGAACGCGAUUGGUUCCUCUGCUGCUGCGACGAAUGCCGAUGGGUCGAUCAUCGCGAAUGCUUCCUCCGCGACGAACGCCCAUAUGCCGAGGUCACCUUCACUCUCUGCCGCUUUACAAUCCUACAUUUCCUCAACGACCAAGCCCGACACUGAUCAUCCUUCCACUACCGGCGAAGGAGCAACAGGGGAAGACGACACCCCUCUAUUCCCUGCUCUAGUCGAGGACUACUUCUUUGAGAACAACUACCUCGUCGAUAAUAACGGUUGGGCCUAUUCCGACAACUCGUGGGAACACGCUUCUGCCAAAGGAGGCUUGGGCAAAUAUACUCGAAGAAGGGCGUGGGUACGACGAGCGCAUCUCGUCGAAAGGGUCGAGAGGGUCGGUGGACCGGUGGCGUCUGCUGCGGCGGCGGGUUCGGGCGCGGGCUCGAAUUCGAGUGGGACGGCGUUGGGGACGAGUGGAGUGGGGUUGAGGUCCGCGCCUGUUGGUGGUGGAGUUGUCGGGACGAGGGAUAAGGAAGGGGGAAGUUUGAGGAGGAGAAAGAGCUCGAAGAGUUUGAAAGAUGCGGCAGGGUCGGGGGCGGUGACGGGUGACAAAGAGAAUUCGGGGAACUGA